Messenger RNA from Ahaetulla prasina, 3486 nucleotides. It is a transcript of the gene ZNF76, whose product is annotated as zinc finger protein 76. Gene Ontology annotation, cellular component: nucleus. Lineage: Eukaryota; Metazoa; Chordata; Lepidosauria; Squamata; Colubridae. Bases 387 to 1673 code for a protein of 428 amino acids. Gene Ontology annotation, biological process: central nervous system development; regulation of transcription by RNA polymerase II. Gene Ontology annotation, molecular function: DNA-binding transcription factor activity, RNA polymerase II-specific; RNA polymerase II cis-regulatory region sequence-specific DNA binding. The transcript is spliced from 14 exons. The record is from RefSeq and is a predicted model, not a curated record.
UUUCCCGGAAACUUUCCGAAACCCCGGAACCUGGAUAGAAGACAACGGAGAGUCGAAGAAGGCGGGCUUUAGAAGACGGCAUACAGGCUGCGGGGCCGGCAGCUGUAGCGAGGCCUGGUGCAUGGCGGUCAGGCGGCGGACUCGGCCCUCCACAGUUGGCAGAGCUGGAAAAAAUCUUGCUGAAAACCUGGGCAGCUAUCACCUCACCCUGCUUGUUGUGGGGAAAAUAAGAGGAAGUAGUAUUAGGUUUAAAAAGUACACGUAGUCCUCGACUUACAACAGUUCAUUUAGUGACUCUUCGAAGUUACAAUGGCACUGAAAAACUGCGUCAGUGGGAACAACUUUCAAUGUUGAAUACAUGACUAAGGAGCUGCUACCAGAACAAAAUGGAGAGCUUGAGUCUGCAGGCGAUGACCCUUUCUGAUGGGACAACAGCCUAUGUUCAACAGGAUGCAGUUGAAGAAGAGAAAUUAGUUGAUGGACAAGUGAUUGAACUUGAAGAUGGAUCCACAGCUUUUUUCCAAGAAGUAACGCUGCAGAAAGAAUCGAUCACAUUUGAAGAUGGUCAGCCUGUUGCACUGGAAGAUGGCACCAUGGCUUUUAUACAUCACACUCCCAAAGAGGGUUUUGACCCCAACACCUUGGAGGCCAUCCAGCUGGAAGAUGGAUCCACAGCUUUUAUACAUCGUCCUGUUCCCACGACAAUGGAUGGCACCAUCCUGGCAGUGCAAGAAGAUGGGCUGGAGGAAUUAGCAGUAGGGAAGAAAGAGGAUGCUUUUGAUGUAGAUACCGAUACCACUCUGAAGGAUUAUGCCAGCAAGCAAGACUUCCAGAAGGAAGAAGUGCAGAGCACUGGAAAUGGACCAAGAACUCCUGACAAAGCUUAUUGUUGUAGAUACAGUGGGUGUAGUCGCCUCUUCACCACAUCCCACCAUUUGAAGGUUCAUGAGCGUGUCCAUACAGGCGAUCGUCCAUACCAGUGUGAUUUUACAAGCUGUGGGAAAACUUUUGCUACAGGAUACAGUCUAAAGAGCCAUAUGAGAACCCACACUGGUGAGAAGCCAUACAAGUGCCAAGAAGAUUUAUGCACCAAAGCCUUCAAGACUUCUGGAGAUCUCCAGAAACAUAUCCGAACACAUACUGGUGAGCGGCCUUUCCGGUGCCCUUUUGAAGGCUGUGGCCGCUCUUUUACCACCUCCAAUAUACGCAAGGUCCACAUACGAACACACACAGGAGAGCGACCAUAUAUGUGCUCAGAGCCCAACUGUGGAAGGGGUUUCACUAGUGCCACCAACUAUAAAAAUCACAUGAGAAUCCAUACAGGGGAGAAACCAUAUGCAUGCAUGGUACCAGGCUGUGGAAAAUGCUUCACAGAAUAUUCUAGUCUCUACAAACACCAUGUUGUUCACACACAUUGCAAACCAUAUACUUGCAACACCUGUGGCAAAACCUAUCGGCAAACUUCUACUUUGGCAAUGCAUAAACGUACCGUGCAUGGGGAGCUGGAGGCCAUGGAUGACAGUGAGCAAGCUCUCUAUGAACAUCAGAUGGAAGAUACCAUAGUGAAUAACAACAGGCCUAUUGUUUCUAUGAAGAUGGAAGACGAAGUGCAAGAAAAUUCCAUGCCAUCGGCAGCAGCUCUUGUUUCUCAGGAUGGUCUAGAGCAAGUAUGAAGGACAAUGGGAGGAGUUGGAAAUGCAACAGAGCCUGGAAAGUACAAUCAACAUGACAACUACAGCAGUUCACCAAGAAGCUGCAACUCUGAAAACAGCUACAUUGAAAAAUGGAUGUUGAGAUUUUAUCUUUAACACUUGACAGGAGUGAAGAGCUAUGUAGAAACAAAAGUCAUUGGACAGACAACAGAUUCUACAGGGGCCUGCAGUUCAGGAGUCAGAUGACCGGGAACUAAAUGCCCAUUGGACCUGGAGAUAAUUUUUAAGAAUAUGUUCACUGCUAGUCAGUAGAUAUUGAUAACUGACAAGAAACAACACUUUUGCCUGACACUUUUUAAACAAAUGGACCUGUGAUAAGCUUUAAGAAAUCAACUCCUCUGAGAUAGGGUUUGUCUUAUCAUUUGGAACUUUUUCAUUUCUGCUACAUAUUAAUGGAAUGACCACUUUUGGAUUAAAAAACAUUUAAGAUUGGACUUUUAUUGGAUUUCAGCAACAAGAACUUUUAUCAUUUCAGAAUGUUAUAAUGUAUGUGUUUAGUGGUGAAUGUCCAGAAAGGGAUCACAGCUACUCCAUAUCCUAGAAGCAGUGUUUCUCAACUCAGCAAUUUUAAGAUGGGUGGACUUCAACUCUCAGAAUGCUAGAAGUUGAAGUCUACACAUCUUAAAGUUGCCAAGGUUGAGAAACACUGUUCUAGAGAAGUAUCAGCAGUAUAAAAGCAAUGAAGUGUCCUCUAGAUGGGAAUAUCAGUGGAAGUUCCAAGAUAUAUGGCUAUAUGGCUAUGGAAACAAGCAAUAGCAUUAUGGAAGCUUUCCUCCCCACCCCCACCCCAAAUAUACCAGUGUUGCCUCUAAAUCUUAGCAAGAGUCUAAAUUGACAAAAUCUACACUGAAAUUGGGGGUAUAUUAAAUUGGUUCUGUGUAAAGUUUUAUUUUCUUUCACUCUGAAGAGAUAAUAGAAGGUUUGGAUAUGUAUUUAAUAAAAAACUGAAAUUGUUUUUCUAUUUUCAAUACCAGUAACAACUUCAGCUUUACCAUUCUAUUCCUCUUUUAGUCCCAUAUACUUAUUCAUUUGGAAAAUUAAGUAUAGAUUUUCCUGCCCCCAGGAAUCCUAACGACAAGAUCAGGAGGGGAUUUUAAACUUGUUCCUACCACUAGUGAUUAAUAUAAAAAAACAUGUUUCUUUGUUGCUAAUUAAUAGCCAAGAAGCAGUAAUUUUUUUAUCAAGAAUUGUGGUGGUGGUAGAGAAAAGGGACUUUUCAGUAUAUAUCCAAUCCUAAUGAAAAUGGUCAUUUCCCAAUGGUAAUAAGUGUUGUUUGAUUAUCAGACAGGAUAUGGUAUUCUGCCAUCAAAAUGCAUGUUAUAUAAUCUGAAAGAAGAAAACAGUUUAUUUUAAGAUUGUUUUAAAAGCAUCAUCUACUACAUUUGCAACUGAUGAUUUCUUGUAUUACUGUCUGCUGUAAUUCAUGAAAUAAUAUUGUAUUGCUAAGUAUAUGGAUAAUAUCUCCUAUUCUGCUGUUCAGUUACAAGCUUUGACAUGUACAAUGCGAUUUGACUUUUCGGUAGGACCUCAUCUACUUUAGGCUUGUAUCCUUGGAAAUAUUCCACUAUACAAUUGUGAAACUUUACUCAGCCAUUGCCCCUUUCUUUUGUGUUUAUACUUGAUCCCAGCACUUAAUUCCAAAACAAUAAUGUUACAGUAUGUGGUUAAGCUGCAACACUGAAAUAGAAGUUGGCUUAAGAAAAAUGAGUGUUCCUCUUUGUGCUCCGAUUCUCUCCUUUGAGAAGGAGGUCAAAGAAUAAAGAGAAUUAAUGAA